AAAAAAAAUUAUAAAAAUAGACCACAUUUCUAAGGCUCGAAGCUAUUCAAUCGCAGUCUUCUCAUUUCCUCCUUUAAAUUUUAAAUAGAAUAUACGUAGGUAGGAUGUACAAGCUGCAACCUUUAUUUAAGUCGGUAGUGGAGACUCCGCAUCCGAGUUGUGUCUAUAAAAUGAAAAAAAUCAGUGACCAUUUUAAUCACAAUAUUGCUGCCAAUAAUGACGGGACUGGGGAAAACACUCAGAAUGACGCAACUUCCAACAACUGCGAGGUGGAAGAGCUGGAAAAACGUUGGACAGAGAUCACUUCCAGACUUCAGAGACUUCAAUCUGAACUUGCUGCAAUUAAAACUGGUUCAGCGUCUGAAUUGUCUUCCUUCGUAGAUGCUGGGCCGGCUCCACCAUUGACUAUCAAGACACUGGCAGUCCAGCAGGAUUUGCUGGUUCUUCGUAUUUCUUCCCUCAUGACUUCACUCUUUGAGCUCAAGUCGAGAUUGGCGCUGAUGGAUGACCCUCAGAGUAUAUCCAGUACCACUGUUCUGCAACUGCAGCAAAGGUCCUUGCUGGAGCGUAUCAGAGAACUCAAUGAUGAGAUUCAAAGCAUCAGUUAUGCACUGAACAAUAAUAACAAUAAUGGCAAGGUGCCCAUUACUCCGCAGCUCCCGUGCUGUACUGAGAAGACAGAUAUUGUAGGAUCAGGGGUUCGAAACUUCCAAGAUUUGGUGAUCCAAGCUAGCCCAUCUAAUCCUCCGCAUUCACUGCCGCUGUUGAAGCAACGAAUGGAAAUGCUCGGCAUGUCCGUCUACGCCAGGACGCACGUCCAUUCGACGGUUGCUGGACACAAACUACUGGAUGAUACUCUUAAAUCUUUCGUAUACUCUGAUUCACGUGUUGAACGAUCCAAAGCUCACGUAGCGAUAACUCUAAUCUGGAUUAAAGAUGAUGGCGAAGAGCCUUCCCUUAUGGUGUCACCCUCAUCUCAGGGUGUAGCCAUUAAAGGAGAAGCCAAUAUUGCCCGAUAUUUGGCUAGACUGUUGCCUGGGUUAUUGGAUUACGAAAGCCAACCGUUGAAGGCUGCUCAAAUCGACCACUAUCUCGACCUGACGGAAUGCUCUGCGCCCCUGGGAGCACGAGGAUUGAAACGAGAUCGGGCGGCUGCGUUGCAAUUACUGGAAAGAACUCUCUCCACCAAUAAAUCUCUCGAAGGCAGCCAAGUCGGAGUAGUAGACUUUGUAGUCUAUUCAGCGUUGGUGAACUCUUGCACGGAGAAGGAGAUUGGCACGCAUAUCCGCUCCUGGAUGGACCGUUGCCGAUCCACCGUCAAAAAGGCGAACGCUACCACGUCGCCAUCAGACAGCAAGCGCAGUAAUUUGGAGAAAUAUCUACUGGAACUUGGCAUCGCUUUUCGGACCGUCGAGCAUCCGGCCGUCUUUACCGUGGCAGCUAUGAUGGAACAUAUUUCGCAUUUAGUCGGCUUUCACGCCAAGAAUCUUUUGGUGAAGGACAAGAAAACGAGCAAAUUGUACCUCAUCACCGCUCGUCACGACGCCACCGUCCAACUUGGCCAAAUUUCCAAAGUUAUUGGCGCCAAAGAGCUCCGAUUCGCUGACGCCGAGACGCUCGAAGCGAGUCUAGGCGUGCAGCAAGGAUCGGUGACGCCUUUCGCCUUGUUGAACGACGCCCAGGAGCAUCGAGUCACUUUUGUUUUGGACGGCCAACUUUGGAGCGAAAAGAACAGCGACGGUCAAGAUUCUUAUUUGAACUUUCACCCAAUGACCAACGAGGCCACGACUAGCAUCACCGUCGCCGGAUUCAAAGUAUUUCUCAAGGCAACCGGACACGAGCCAGUCAUCAUUCAACUCUGAAUAUACGCCACUCCUCUUUUGCUGUUAUGUGCAAAAAUGUAUUGAUGCCGCCGCGACGCUCUCGUGUGUCGUAGGACACAACACCAAACUGUGCAGUAAUGAAUACACCCAGCAUCACCUCCCGGAA
This is a messenger RNA of Daphnia pulex (common water flea), 1989 nucleotides long. RefSeq names its product probable aminoacyl tRNA synthase complex-interacting multifunctional protein 2 (gene AIMP2). Gene Ontology annotation, cellular component: aminoacyl-tRNA synthetase multienzyme complex. The coding region runs from base 105 to 1862 and encodes 585 amino acids. NCBI's taxonomy places the organism in Eukaryota, Metazoa, Arthropoda, Branchiopoda, Diplostraca, Daphniidae. The transcript has 8 exons. Gene Ontology annotation, molecular function: aminoacyl-tRNA deacylase activity. The record is from RefSeq and is a predicted model, not a curated record.